This is a messenger RNA of Knipowitschia caucasica, 3120 nucleotides long. Lineage: Eukaryota; Metazoa; Chordata; Actinopteri; Gobiiformes; Gobiidae. The record is from the annotation of a GenBank genome assembly.
AUGGGAGUCGUGUGCUUCGAUGUGAAGAAGCUGGUGUACGUGUAUUUGGUGCGGUAUGCCGAGGAACAGCAGGACCUGGCUCUUCUCUCCAUCUCCACCUUUCAGCGCGGAUUAAAGGACCCAAACCAACUGAUUAGGGCCAGUGCUCUGCGGGUGUUGUCCAGCAUCAGAGUGACCAUCAUCGUCCCCAUCAUGAUGCUGGCCAUAAAAGAGGCUGCCUCCGACAUGUCUCCGUAUGUGAGGAAGACUGCAGCGCAUGCAAUCCCCAAACUCUACAGUUUGGACCCAGAGCAGAAGGACCAGCUCAUAGAAGUAAUUGAAAAACUCCUUGCUGACAAAACCACGCUUGUGGCGGGCAGCGUGGUGAUGGCCUUUGAGGAGGUGUGUCCCGAGCGCAUCGACCUGAUCCACAAAAACUACAGGAAAUUGUGUAACCUGCUGAUCGACGUGGAAGAGUGGGGGCAGGUGGUGAUCAUCAACAUGCUGACGCGCUACGCCAGGACGCAGUUCCUCAACCCCAACAUCAAUGAGUCUUUGCUGGAGGAGGGCAACACGGAGGGGAAGACAUUCUACCCCUCGGAUGAAGAGGAAGACGAGGACGAGGAUGAGAAGGAGAAGGAGGAGAAGAAGGCCGAGGCGAUGGCCAAGAGGAAGCCGUACGUCAUGGAUCCGGACCACAGGCUUCUGCUGAGGAACACCAAGCCGCUUCUCCAGAGCAGAAACGCAGCUGUGGUAAUGGCUGUGGCACAGUUGUAUUUCCAUCUAGCUCCUAAAGCAGAGGUCGGGGUCAUUGCAAAAGCUCUGGUCAGACUCCUCAGAAGUCACAGUGAAGUUCAGUUUGUUGUUCUUCAGAAUGUGGCGACCAUGACCAUCAAGAGGAGGGGGAUGUUUGAACCUUAUCUGAAGAGUUUCUACAUUCGCUCCACAGACCCAACGCAGAUCAAGAUCCUCAAGCUGGAAGUUCUCACCAAUUUGGCAAAUGAGUCCAACAUUUCCACCAUUCUUCGAGAGUUUCAGACAUACAUUAAAAGCAUGGACAAGGACUUUGUUGCGGCGACCAUCCAAGCGAUCGGCCGCUGUGCCACAAACAUCGGAGAGGUGCGGGACACGUGUCUGAAUGGACUGGUGCAGCUGCUGUCCAACAGAGAUGAGCUGGUCGUGGCCGAGUCUGUGGUGGUGAUUAAGAAACUGCUCCAGAUGCAGCCGGAGAAACACAGCGACAUCAUCAAACACAUGGCAAAGCUCAUCGACAACAUACAGGUGCCGAUGGCCAGGGCCAGUAUCCUGUGGCUGAUUGGGGAGUACUGUGAACACGUCCCAAAGAUCGCUCCUGACGUCCUGAGGAAAAUGGCCAAAUCUUUCACCAACGAAGAAGACAUUGUGAAGCUUCAGAUCCUCAACCUGGCGGCGAAACUCUAUCUGACCAACUCCAAACAGACCAAGCUGUUGACCCAGUACGUCUUGAAUCUAGCGAAAUAUGACCAAAACUAUGACAUCAGGGACCGAGCACGGUUCAUUCGUCAGCUCAUUGUCCCCACAGAGAAGAGCGGCGCCCUGAGCAAGUACGCCAAGAAGUUGUUCCUCGCCCUAAAGCCUGCUCCAGUCCUCGAGUCUCCCUUUAAAGACCGAGACCACUUCCAGCUGGGUUCUCUGUCCCAUCUGCUGAACGCCAAAGCCGGGGGGUACCAGGAGCUUCCAGAGUGGCCUGAGUCCGCCCCCGACCCCUCCGUGCGCAACGUGGAGGUUCCUGAAUGGUCCAAGUGCAGUGCCAGAGAGAAGAGGAAGGAGAAGAAGGUGGAUAAGCCCUUCUACUCGGACUCUGAUGGAGAGUCGGGGCCCACGGAGUCAGCGGACAGCGAGUCAAACAGUGGCAGUGGUUCAGACAGCGGUAGUGCCUCGGACGUCAGUGCGUCGGCUUCAGAGAGUGAGGAGAGCGAAGAGGGCUCAGAGUCUGAUGAAGAGGAGGACAAAGAUGAGCCCAAGCACAACAAGAAGAAGCUACAAGACAUGAAGAAGCCCACGCACAAUACAGAGAGUGAGCAGAGCAGUGAAGAGGAGAAGAAACCGCAGAGAAAACCCAAAACUAGGAAGAUGAGCGAGUCUGAGUCUGAGUCAGAGGAGAGCGACUCGGAGAGCAGUGAGUCCGAGUCCGACGAGUCCGAUUCUGAGCCAGAGAUCCGGAAGAAGAAGAAGGUCGACCCGAAAGCUUCAAAACCAGUGAAGAAAGAAGCAAAGAAGGAAAGUAAAAAGGAGAUGUCCCUCCUCGAUCUGGACGACUUUGAGCCGGCCCCCUCUCCUCAGGUGACUCCGGUGAACUUUAUGUCCAGCAGUCUGGUCACAGACCUGGAGGGACUUUCCCUAUCCGACGACGUCCUUGCUCCUGCUACCAUUUCUCCGUCGAGCUCCAUGAAGUCCUUCGAGCUGCUGCACCGGAUCACAGGGGAGGGUCUGUCCGUGGAGUACUGCUUCAGCCGGCAGCCCUUCAGCCCAGACGCUAACAUGGUGUCGGUCCAGCUGCACUUCACCAACAACUCUUCCAGUGACGUGUCCGCUCUGCACGUGGAAGACGCCAAGCUGCAGUCUGGCAUGCGCGUCAAGGAGUUCCCCGAGAUUGAGGCGCUGGCGGCCGGAGACACGACUACAGCGGUGAUGGGAAUCGACUUCUGCGAUUCCACACAAGCUGCAAACUUCCAGCUCUGCACGAACUCCAAGAAGUUCUUGGUGUCGAUCCAGCCUCCGGUGGGAGAGCUGAUGAGACCAGUGUUCAUGACAGAGAACGAGUUCAAGAAGGAGCAAGGUCAGCUAAUGGGGAUGAAUGAGAUCACUGAGAAGCUGACGCUGGACUCUCACUGUCGUAACGAACACGCCAUCGUCCAGAGAGUAACAACUGCCGCGAACCUGAGCCGUGUGCCCUGCGGUGCCGACCAUGAGUGCAGUGCUCCUGUCCCUCCUCCUAUAUUUCCCACCCACAGAUUUGCGGCCCGUACUGUCACUGGGAACAGCCUGGUCCUGGUCACCGUGGCAAUCAAGCAAGAGGCGGCUCAGGUCACAGUCAACUGCGACAAGAUGCUGAUCGGCACGAUGCUGGUGAAGGAGAUACUGCAAGCGCUGGCGCAGUGA